AUGAAGAACAUUCUCAAGAAGCUUCAUAUCAUGCCUACUACUAACCAAUCACAAGAGGACCAAGCUCCUGCUUCAUCAAGGUCCAACAAGAAGAUUUCAAAUUGGUUGCAUUCUGUAUCCAAUAGGCAGACUCCGAUUCCGACUCCGGCGACGGCGACGGCGACGGAGACGGAGCCUUCUGAUUCACUUGCCGGUGGCGGUUUGGAUUCGGCGCCGUCUAGCACUUUUAGGGAACCUGAAGUGGAAGACGACGACGAAGAAGAAGAAUAUCAGAUACAGCUUGCUUUAGAGCUUAGUGCAAAGGAGGAUCCUGAGGCUGUUCAGAUUGAAGCUGUUAAGCAGAUUAGUUUGGGAUCCUGUGAUCCUCAUAACACGCCGGCACAAGUCGUUUCAUAUCGGUACUGGAAUUACAAUGCUCUUGGUUUUGAUGACAAGAUCUCGGAUGGUUUCUAUGAUCUGUAUGGGACUGUGACCGAGUCUAACUCUGCAAGAAUGCCAUGCCUUUUGGAUCUGCAAGGAACAUCAACUUCAGAUUCUGUCACUUGGGAAGCAAUCUUGGUCAAUAGGGCUGCAGAUUCCAGUUUGUUGAAACUCGAGCAGGAGGCCCAAGAGCUGGCAGUUAAGGCAAGAAAAGAUUUUGAGGUAGUUGUAGAUAGUAAUUUGGUGCAUAAGCUUGCUAUCUUAGUGGCUGACUACAUGGGUGGACCAGUUGAAGAUCCUGAAAGCAUGGCAAGAGCCUGGAGGAGUCUCAGUUACAGUUUAAAAGCAACCCUUGGUAGUAUGGUGUUACCACUGGGCUCGCUGACCAUAGGAUUGGCUAGGCAUCGUGCCUUGUUGUUUAAGGUUUUAGCUGAUAGUGUGGGCAUCCCAUGUCAGCUGGUGAAAGGACUACAAUAUACAGGUUCCGACGAUGUGGCUAUGAACUUUGUCAAGAUUGAUGACGGGAGGGAGUACAUUGUUGACCUGAUGGCUGAUCCAGGAACACUUAUUCCUUCUGAUGCAGCUGGAUCACACAUUGACUAUGAUGAAUCUUCUUUUGUAGCUACUCCUUCAUCAAGAGACCUUGACUCCUCUCAUAUGGCAUCAUUUGGCAGUGGGGUUGGAAGUUCAUUUGAUGGAACUCUAGACUUUGGGACACAAGAUAAAGGAAACAGAUCAAAACAUUCUGUCCAUGCAGGGAAAGAAUCUGAUGUAAUCAGUCCCACUACAGGCAGGGAAGAAGUAAAGAAUGCCAUAGAUAAAUUCAAAGGUGCUAGUAAUGUGGAAAAGGUCAUAGUGAGAGAAUCUCCUAGCAGACUUAAUUAUCCAUAUAUGCAUGGAAGAUCUCCUUCUUGGACUGAAGGGAUCAGUUCCCCUGCCGUGCAUGGAAUGAAAGUUAAAGAUGUCUCCCAAUAUAUGAUUGACGCUGCAAAGGAGAACCCUAAAUUAGCUCAAAAGCUUCAUGAUGUUUUACUUGAAAGUGGCGUUGUUGCUCCUCCAAACCUAUUUACUGAAGUUUAUCAGGAGCAGCUAGGUUCCCCAUCUGAGGCAAAUUUUCCAGUUGAUGAAAAAGGUGAAUCAAAACAGGGACGUAUACAGCAAGAUACUAAGGUUGAUGAUAAUCAAGGUCUUGCUCAGUUUUUACCUCCUUUGCCCCUUCAGAGAGUACAUGCCAAAGCAAGUCCUCGCAGUCAGCUGGACCAUUCUAAGCCUUUAGAGGGUUUGGGAGUCAACUUACCUCUUGAUACAAGGGAGGCUACUGGACAGCAAAUAUCGUCUCAGGCAGAAGCAACUCAGGUAAAAUAUGGGAAAAAUGUCCCAGUUGCUGCGGCUGCUGCCGCCGCCGCUGCUGUUGUUGCAUCUUCUAUGGUAGUUGCUGUGGCGAAGUCAAGCACUGAUUCAAAUCUUGAGAUUCCAGUAGCAGCAGCUGCCACUGCUACUGCUGCAGCUGUAGUAGCAACCACUGCCGCUGUCAGUAAACAGUAUGAGCAGAGUAGUCGAAGUGAUGCAGAUGCAGAGGCUUCUGGUCAUGAUCUGAGGGGUAAUAGUGACGGAGAGCAUGUUGCUUUAGGAGCAAACUCAGAGGGCGAGAGAAUAUCUGAUAGAUCAGCAAGAAGUGAUAGUGCAAAAUCGGAUUCUGCCCUAGAUGAUGUUGCUGAGUAUGACAUUCCAUGGGAGGAAAUCAUGAUGGGCGAGCGUAUUGGGCUUGGAUCAUAUGGGGAAGUGUACCACGGUGAUUGGCAUGGAACUGAAGUUGCUGUAAAGAGGUUUCUAGAUCAAGCUAUCUCUGGUGAAUUACUUGAAGAGUUCAAAAGUGAGGUCCAAAUAAUGAAGAGACUAAGGCAUCCAAAUGUUGUUCUCUUCAUGGGAGCUGUAACUCGGCCUCCAAAUCUUUCUAUUGUUACUGAAUUUCUUCCUAGAGGGAGUUUGUAUAGGUUAAUUCACCGACCUAACAAUCAACUAGAUGAGCGAAGGCGGUUGAGGAUGGCCUUAGAUGCUGCUCGUGGAAUGAACUAUUUGCACAGCUGCUCUCCAGUAAUAGUGCAUCGUGAUUUGAAGUCCCCUAAUCUUCUUGUAGACAAAAACUGGGUUGUAAAGGUUUGUGAUUUUGGCUUAUCACGAAUGAAGCAUAGUACAUUCCUUUCUUCCAGAUCAACUGCAGGAACAGCUGAGUGGAUGGCUCCAGAAGUCUUAAGAAAUGAGCUUUCCAAUGAAAAGUGUGAUGUGUAUAGCUUUGGGGUUAUAUUGUGGGAGCUCUCUACACUGCAGCAACCAUGGGAAGGAAUGAAUCCAAUGCAAGUUGUUGGUGCUGUUGGUUUCCAACAUCGGCGUCUUGACAUUCCAGAUGAUGUGGACCCUGCAGUUGCAGAUAUCAUCAGGCAAUGCUGGCAGACAGAUCCAAAGUUGAGACCCACGUUUACCGAAAUUAUGGCUGCUUUGAAGCCAUUGCAAAAGCCUAUUACUGGUUCUCAAGUGGUAAGAACAGGUGGUCAGUCAUCCAGAGCUGCCGAAGGCCCUGCAUGAUAGUAGAACAUUAUACAGCUAACUGAAUCUUUAAUUUUGCUGGUAAAAAAUUGAGGGCGAGUUGUAGAGUAUUUUGCCAUUUGGAAUCAAAGAAACUGAAUGGUUGAAGAUCAUCGUCUAACGUACACUGUCACUGGACUACUCUUGCUCCUUUCCUUUGUUUUCUGCUUGAUUUCUCACUGACUCUAUUCUCUUGUGCAAUCAUUGCCAGGUUGUACCAUUUGUUUUGUACAAAAUUCUUUGGGAAAAUGUUGUAAUCAAUCAGUUUUUAAGUUUUGAUGUCCAUAGAAUAACUAUGAUAGUUGCCAGCUCUAAGUGUAACUUGAAAGGAAAAGAAAGGAAAGGAAGGCAUAGCAACAAGUGAAAUUUGUUUGCUGCUGAACUGUUAUUACAUAUUAGUGACCAUGUAAAUGUGUUUCAGUUACCAGUAUUUCCUUCCUUUUCUCUGUUUAUGCACAUUCAUGUGCUUUUGAUUAUUGGAUAUGGUUUCUUGCAUUCUC
Arachis duranensis is the source of this 3503-nucleotide messenger RNA. Its product is annotated as probable serine/threonine-protein kinase SIS8. Lineage: Eukaryota; Viridiplantae; Streptophyta; Magnoliopsida; Fabales; Fabaceae. Gene Ontology annotation, biological process: protein phosphorylation. Gene Ontology annotation, molecular function: protein kinase activity; ATP binding. The transcript is spliced from 13 exons. The record is from RefSeq and is a predicted model, not a curated record. Bases 1 to 3003 code for a protein of 1000 amino acids.